This is a messenger RNA of Cotesia congregata, 1236 nucleotides long. The record is from the annotation of a GenBank genome assembly. NCBI's taxonomy places the organism in Eukaryota, Metazoa, Arthropoda, Insecta, Hymenoptera, Braconidae.
AUGAUGGAGUUAUUAAAUUUGAAAGAAAAAUUCAAUCUUUACCGGUACAAUUUAGUGUGCCGUCGAUAUUACAUAAUAAUUCAGUAUAUUUUCUAUAAACUAAUCGGAUUGUCACCAUGGGUAGUGGAUACUUCUGCGAUACUUUCAAAAAAUCUGAAUCAUAUUGAAGAGAUAAAUCUAUGUGAAAUUUCAUACGUUGGAUCAUAUUAUAAUCUCUGUAUUUUUUCGUUCAUUGGUUUAUCAAAUAUUUAUUUUGAACUGAAUUCAUCAUUGCCUCACGCUCAAUCUGAUUCAAUAUUGACACCGGCAUUCAGAGCAAGGCUCAAAUUUAUUGCAAUAUUGUGUAUAAACUUUAUACCACUUAUUUACGUUUGUCGUCAGAAAAUAUUAAUUGCCGUCAUCAAUCGUUUGAAGACCACAGAUCAAAAAUUGAAAAAAUGCGAGAACUAUCUAUCAAAUAAGAAUAAUAAACACAUUUAUUUUAUAUUUAUGGUGAAAUUUCUAUGCUCUGCCACUUCGACAUCAAUUUUGUUACACCACUCAAAUUUUUCAUUCGUAACGUUGUUACUGAGAAUUUACCCUGAUUUCAUCGGAGGUUGGGUGAUGAUACAAUUUUCUACAUUACUAAAGGUUAUUAAUAAACGAUUCAAGAGUAUCAAUGCAACUAUCACAAAAUUGGACAAUAUUGUAAAUGAUCCGAAUCAAAUAAAGGUAUUGUCUGAAAAGGAAGUAUCUUUCAGGCAUGAAACAGAAAUCAUUAAACAUGCUUACGUUGAACUGUGUGAAGUAUGUGACAAUGUCGUUGACUUUUAUGGAUUACCCCUUUUGAUUUCAAUCAUUCACUACCUCACAAUAAAUAUUAUUCGACUUUACUUCAUAAUUUUGUCAGUACUCUCAAUAGCAUCUUAUGACAGAGUAAUUUAUAUAUGUAAUGGGAUAAAUUUUUCAUUGGCGAGUUUCAUAUUUUUGAUAUUAACUUCCAGUGUUACAGCUACAAUGAAAGAGAGUAAGAAAACAUUAAAAGUCAUCAGUCUACUGGUUAACCGAUGUCCAGUUGAUUCAAAAAUUGAAAAACAAUUGACUAAAUUUUCAAGUGACAUCUCACAUUUCCAAGUUGAAUUCACCGCUUGCGAUGUUAUACCAUUAGAUCGUAGGCUCCUGUUAAUGAUUGUUGGCACUAUUGCAAGCUAUCUUGUUAUUGUCGUUCAAUUUCGUAUCAAUUCACCUUCUAAUUAA